Messenger RNA from Exophiala dermatitidis NIH/UT8656, 2793 nucleotides. Its product is annotated as beta-N-acetylglucosaminidase. The coding region runs from base 1 to 2793 and encodes 930 amino acids. NCBI's taxonomy places the organism in Eukaryota, Fungi, Ascomycota, Eurotiomycetes, Chaetothyriales, Herpotrichiellaceae. The record is from RefSeq and is a predicted model, not a curated record. Gene Ontology annotation, molecular function: acyltransferase activity, transferring groups other than amino-acyl groups; hydrolase activity, hydrolyzing O-glycosyl compounds. Gene Ontology annotation, biological process: peptidoglycan turnover; carbohydrate metabolic process. The transcript is spliced from 4 exons.
AUGGCGGCCACCAACGGGGAUCUUGCAUCCCCAUGGGACGAAUCGAGACAGCUCGGCCAGCUAUUCAUGAUGGGUUUUGAUGGAACCUCCAUCACGGAUCAAGUCAAAACGCUCAUUGAGAAGUAUCAUGUAGGCUCAAUACUUCUGAAGGCUCAAAACCUCAAAUCUGCUGAGCAGACUACCCAGCUUGUGCUUGAUCUUCAGACCCUAGCCCGGAACGCUGGCCACCCUGUUCCGCUUCUCAUUGCUCUUGAUCAAGAAAAUGGCGGGGUCAACAGCCUCUAUGAUGAGGUCUACAUUCGCCAGUUUCCCAGUGCCAUGGGCGUCGCCGCCACCGGGUCAAAGAAACUGGCCAGGGACAUUGCCAGAGCGACGGCUCAAGAACUCAAUUCCUGUGGCAUCAAUUGGAUCUUGGGACCAGUACUUGAUGUCCUUACAAACGCCAGGAAUCAACCACUCGGAGUGCGGUCAAUAGGCGACGAUCCCCAAGAAGUGUCGGCUUUCGGAGUCGAAUGCAUUCAAGGGUAUCAGGAAGGAGGAGUCGCAACAUGCGGGAAACAUUUCCCUUCUUAUGGCAACCUCGAAUUCUUUGGUGUGCCUGAUGAUGUGCCUACCAUUACCGACUCCCUCGAAAAUCUGAGCCAAAGCGCUCUCGUUCCAUUCCGCACUGCUAUUGCGCGUGGCGUUGACUCGUUGAUGGUUGGAGGGGUGGCUAUGGCAUCCUCUCAGGUCAAUGUUAUGCAUGCCUGUCUUUCUGAACAGAUCGUUAGAGACCUACUACGAAAUGAAAUGCGAUUUGAUGGUGUCGUGGUUUCCGAAUGCCUCGAAAUGGAAGCCCUGAGCCGCAACAUCGGAAUCAGUGGCGGGACCGUCAUGGCAUUCAGAGCUGGUUGCGACUUGAUCCUUACAUGCAGGUCUUUGUCAGUCCAGGAAGACGCUAUCAAUGGGCUCCGAGCAGGGCUGGAUAAUGGAAUGAUCGAGCGGUUCCGUGUGCAAGAGUCUUUAACAAGAAUCCUGAGGAUCAAGGCGAAGUAUACCUCUUGGGAAAAGGCCUUUUCUCCUGCUGGGAUUGCAAAUCUGGCACGAUUACAGCCCCUCCAUACGAGUCUUUCCAAUACUGCCUACAACCAAUCGAUCACCGUGGUUCGAGACCAGGCCCAAUAUCUACCGCUAUCGAGAGUUCUCCGUCCUGAAGAUGAGCUGCUCCUGCUAACACCCCUAAUCAAGCCAUUGCCGGCCUCAGCCCUGUUUCAGCAAAUGCAAAACGAGAAUUCAUCCUUGCCGGCCUUUGAGCGGAAUCCCAGCGUUGAUACGAACACUUCUAUCAUGAGUGGCGAACAAGUCUUCCGGGAGCUAGGGAGGUCUUUGGCUAGGUAUCGCCAUGGCAAGAUUUCCCAUACAUCAUACACAGCGAACGGAGUGCGACCACUGCAUGAGAAUUUGCUGAAUCGAGCACGAGGUGUCGUCGUGGUAACGGCUGACGCGGGCCGGAACAAGUAUCAAAACGCUUUUGCCAAACAUGUUUCCAUGCUGUGCAAGCUGGCUGUGGGACCAGAUGGGUCUCCUCGAGAAAAGCCUUGCGUUGUGGUUGCAGUCAGUUCUCCCUUCGACUUUGCAUCAGACACGUCGAUCGGGACAUACGUUUGCACCUAUGACUUCACCGAGACCGCUCUGCGGGCUCUUGUACAGGUACUUUACGGCGAGCUCAGCUCCGUGGGCCAGCUCCCCGGAUCAUACAGCCUAAAGCCACAAACCAGUCAUUCUCGCCAGCAGUGGUUGGUAGAGAGUUUCAACGAAGAACGCGACUCGACAGCACUAGAUAUGCUACUUCUUCAGGCCCAAGCUGAGCCCUCAGCCAAUGCGGCAGCGCUGAAAAAUGUGAGAGCUAGCACCUUUCUCCUUCGUGACGUGGAUGUGGAGGAGGCGCACUUUGUGGUCAGAAACAGCAGCACAAAAGAACUCUUUGGAUUCUGCGCGACGUACUUUUCCAACAAAACCGGCGUCGGUCAUAUUGGAGCAAUCAUUGUUGAUCCUGCGCGACGGCGGCUAUCCAUAGGCCACUCCCUACACGACCGUGGCGUUCGGGCGUUACUGCAGAAGAAAGGCAUCACUAAAUUUCAGCUCGGGGUGAGGUUUCCUAACGUCUAUCUCGGCAUUCCUAAACUGGACCCGCUUGAAUACAAACGACUUCGGCAAUGGUUCGCAAAGUUGGGCUGGAACACCUCGCUAUCGAUCCCUGUGGCCAGCAUGUCUAUCGACCUCACAAACUGGGCGCCUCCGGAGGGUCUCGGCCAGGCAUUGACCAAUCCAGAAGUCAAGUAUGACCUUGUUUACGGUAAAGAAUACGAAGCUGUCAUGAUGGAACAUAUUACCAGGUGUGCCCGGUAUGACGUUCAGAGCAUCUAUCAACUAGCCUUGAGCAACAAAGAGGCCACAGGCGUUAUUCGAGCCAAGCGUGCGUCUGACCAGUCCAUAUUGGGAAGCGUCCUGAUUUGUCGACCAGAAUCGCGCAUUGCUCAAUUCAUCCCGGCCGUGUACAAGCAGGCCGGAAUGGCUUGUAUAUCUUCACCUGUUAUAUCAACCGCGUUUAGCGACCGGACUUCUAUUUUCCAGGGGUUAAUUCUGCUGGGACUUCGUCAAUUGAAGAAACAGGGGCUACGAGCUGUCCUGCUUGAUUAUAUUCGAGGAGAUGCCACGGCCGACGGUUUGACGGCCAUGGGAUUUGGCAUCGCGAACAGCUUUGAAGAGAUCUCCAGCGAUCCAGUACACUGGACCAUGAUGUCUGGGACUUAA